CGUUUAUACCGGGCCGGUCAACUGCGACCAGGACUUUGCUUUGACACCAGCAAUCUGAGAGACAAGCUAGCCAUUGUCACAGGAGGUCCUUCGUCCAAAGCCCUUUCCUGCUCCCAACCAUGUCUGAACUCAGGAACGAACAGGGGCUAGUGGGCUAGGUGAAGCUUACGUGUGAGUGCUGGUUGCUGCAGGGUGAGAACAAGGCUGAAGUUUCUUUCACAUCUUCCAGAGUCAAUGAGUAUCAUCGACGUCAACAUCAAGGGCCCCUUGUACACGGCCAAGUUGGCUUCGCACUACUUCAUCCGUCAGAAUGGCACCACACCCACCCGUGAGCAGGAGGAUACCUGCCUGAUUCUCAUCGGGUCAGGAGCAGCCUUCCUGGACUGUCCCCGGGGACCGCAGUACAGCGCGAGUAAGUGGGGAAUGCGAGGAAUCAUGCAUUCGCUGCGGCGGACCACGUACUACUACGGAUCGCGCGCCAACCUGAUUUCUCCGUGGCAGUACGUUCGAACCAAUAUCCUAUCGGACGAGGCGUUCGCCCACGUCUCCAAUGUCGGGGUGCAAUUCGCCACUACUGAAGAUGCCGGGCAGUGUCUGUUGCGGGUGCUCAGUGACCCCACCGUCAACGGUCAUUCGUUCUUCGUCACGGCGAGGAAGUGGGCAGCGAGGGGCUUCAUGCACCUGGAUUUGGAGGAUUACCCGGGAAAUGCGCUGCUUAGGGAGAUCCAGACCGAGCAGAUGCUGAGUGCGCCGGUGUCGGCGGGCUUGUUUGUGUAA
Molecule: messenger RNA, 777 nt
Organism: Aspergillus uvarum CBS 121591
Lineage: Eukaryota; Fungi; Ascomycota; Eurotiomycetes; Eurotiales; Aspergillaceae
Product: putative short chain dehydrogenase/reductase
Exons: 3
Coding region: 235-777 (180 amino acids)
Molecular function (GO): oxidoreductase activity
Source: RefSeq, a predicted model, not a curated record